GGGCAGUAGAACAGAAGUCAUCUGUUCCUGUUAAUUCGCAUAAUUUUUCCAUUCGGGAUCUGGAUGGUGAAGUUCAACCUUCUUAUGGAACUAAAAAUCUUUCACAUAUGCAGGCUAUAGCCCAACGUGUUUCUCAAGGAAUGAAAGAUUCUAACCAAGGAUAUUUUCUGCAGUCAAAUUAUACUGUUCAUGCUGCUGGGAGUCUUCAGAAACUAAGAAGGGUUGUUUUCCUGGCAUUCAAGUAGAUGAGGUGCCCUGAAAAGCUCAAAUUCUGGUUCUGCACCCGACAGAUCUUUUGGAAAUUUUGUGCCAAACAAGACAACUUCAAUCAGUCAAAACAUGCUGGAGCGUCUUCAAAAGGUUGACCAACAAAGGGAACCUGGUACUGCGACACACUUAAGCUCUUCUGAACACAAUCAAUCAUCUGAAAUGCCAGAUGCAGAAUCUUCUGAUGGAUCAGUAGGCCAAUUUCAACAUUAUAGGCAUUCUGCUGCUCAAAGUUUUGGUUUACAGCUAGGUCCCCCAUCUCAAAGGUUUACCAUUCCAGACCGUCCAGUUCUAUCUCAAAGUUCUCCACAAGGAGUUAAUUCUAUAAAGUCAGUUCACACGUCUCCUGAGGUAGGUAGGAAGGGUCAUGCCUUGUUGGGUGCAACAGCUUCUGUUCAGUUCUCAACUCAUGGAGCAUCACGGGGAGAUAUCAGGAAUAAUAUUCCAAGUGUCUCUGGUCAUACCAACCAUAAAACCUCACAAAACAACUCGGGAAAUGUUUCUGCGGGUUUUACCUCUGGUUAUCCUUAUUUAGAAAGUCAUCUGCAGCGCCAACUUGCUACGGAUGUGGGUAAUCAGGUAUUACCAAAUAAACAUGUUAAUGCAUAUUUUAGUGGGUUGGCAUCUCAAUCGAAGUGGAUUAAUGACUCUUUUGAGAGAGCCCAAAUUAGUCCAUUGGGAAGGAUAUCACCUUGUACACCUGAAACUGCUAUAGAUAAUGACCUUGCUUCUUCAGACACUUCUUGGCCAAGAUGUGGCAGCCAAAACCAUGAAAGGGAUCCAGACCAGCAGUUUCCGGUGUUGGAGGCUAUGCCAGCUUUCCAACCCUCUGCUAUGGCCGAAUCAUCAUGGCAAGGUGAUUUGUACAAAAUGCCUAAUGUAUGGCCCAGUGUAUCAGCUGCACAUCUAUUAGGAACUCAGUCUUCUCAUGCCUCACAGAAUUUGUUGAAGAGCCAUCAACAGUCCAAUGGUAACUCAGAAACAGCUCUUCCUGGAGCAAAGAAACUAGAUGAAAAAAUUGCAGGAGGAAGUUGGCUAACCAUGUUCCCUGCAGGAUCUGCUAAACCACAGAAUUCUGUUGUAGGAGAACAGCCAGCCAAAGGUCUGCAGUUAUUGCCAGAGACUGAUGCCAGCCAAAAUCCUGCAAGCGUGCAGAGAGACAUUGAAGCUCUUGGCCGUUCUUUAAGACCAAAUAAUAUUGUUCAUCAGGAGUAUUCAUUGUUGCAUCAGAUGCAGGCCAUGAAAAAUAUAGACGCUGAUCCAAGUAAUAGGAGUGCGAAAAGAUUUAAAGGUCCAACUCCAGGGUCUAGUUUGGAUGCUCAACAGGUAUUUCAAGGUGCAGAUGAGUCGCCUUAUGGAUCCAGUAAUAUGAUGAGAGAUGCCCAAGUGAAUUGUCCUAUAGUACCUUCUAGGGAUUCUAAGAUGCUAAGCUUGUCAUCAAAUGCUGUAGAUUACCAUGAGACACAGUUAUCUGCUAUUGAGCAGAUGCCAUUUACUCACAAUGGUUCCCUGCAUGUCAGCAAUGCUAAUAAUUUAGCUGGUAGUCUGAGGGGUGAACACUCUCAGAUCAGACCCCAGAUGACUCCAUCCUGGUUUGAUCAGCGUGGGGCAUUUAAAAAUGGUAUUUACAACGCUCAGAAAAUUGCCAUGAUGAAGGCUACGGACAAAGCAUUCAUCUUUAGUAGGCCUCCUGAUGGUUUACAUGUUCUUGAUUCUAAUGAGCAAGUUAAUGCUGCUGAUGCUAGUCAGCUGGGUGAUGCACAGCAAAACUCAAACCUCUUGCCAAUAGCAAGCAAACAUAUCUCCCGUCACUUGCUUCAUCCUGAUCUUCCAAACCAGAACCUGAUUGUCGUGAGUGCAAAGAAGCGUAAAAGUAUGACAUUUGAGCUUGUACCAUGGCAUAGAGAAGUGACACAAGGUUGUAGAAGACCUCAGAACAUCAGUGCGGCUGAGGUGGAAUGGGCACAUUCAGCAAAUCGAUUGAUUGAGAAGGUUGAAUACGAACCUGAAAUGAUUGAAGAUGGGUCACCGGUGCUUAGAUCAAGAAGAAGGCUUAUCUUGACAACAAAGCUUAUGCAGCAACUACAUUGUGCUCCUCCAAGGGUAGUUCUUUCUGCAGAUGCUAGCCAAAAUUACGAGACUGUGGUCUAUUUUGUUGCCAGAUUAGGCUUAGGAGAAGCAUGCAGUACAUCAUAUAUACCCGAAAGUGAUGCAGCUGUUACUUCUGAGAAUGGAAGCACCCUCUCUGAAAUGCUUAAGGAGAGAAUGCAGUCCAUCUUAAAGGCUGCAGAAGAGUUUGUUGUCAGAACGAAGAAACUGGAAAAUGAUUUACACAGUCUGGAGAAGAGAGCCUCAAUAUUGGACUUAAGAUUGGAAUGCCAUUAUCUGGAGAAGGUUUUGCUUAUCAAUCAUUUCGGCAAGUUCUAUGGGCGGGGGCAAGCUGACAGGGUUGAGACUUCAUCGUCCUCUGAAGCAAUUUCUAGUCCUCCCAAAUUCUUCCUCCAGAGAUAUGUUUCUGCUCUACCAAUGCCUAGGAAUCUUCCUGAUAAGGUACAGUGUCUCUCACUUUGACGAUUAGUUAUUUGGUUUUUCCCGGCUCAAGAGUUGACUAGAUACUGGUUAAAUCAUAGGUGAAAUAUUUGAAGAUUUCUUAGCUGUAAAUACUAUGUAAUUGUUGUAAAUAUAGAUGGGCAGCUCUAGAUUUCUUUUCCUUGUUUAUGUUCUUUAUAGUGUAUAUAUAUAUAUAGGAUAUAUGUAAUAGAAUUCAUGUGUGGCAAUACAAGUCAAAAACCUUUUGGCA
Hibiscus syriacus is the source of this 3067-nucleotide messenger RNA. RefSeq lists its product as uncharacterized. Lineage: Eukaryota; Viridiplantae; Streptophyta; Magnoliopsida; Malvales; Malvaceae. The transcript has 7 exons. The record is from RefSeq and is a predicted model, not a curated record. Bases 340 to 2838 code for a protein of 832 amino acids.